UAGCGUUCCGUACGUGACGAUACGACUCCGACCUCCCCUCCUCGCCCUAGCGUCAACUUCUUCGCAUUCUCUCCAUCUUCUUCUUCAUCUCUUCUGCGUCAUCUUCCUCUGCAUCUUAUUUCUUUUCGCUUCUUUGCGUCGUCCACGGGAGGGUCUGGCUUUUCAAUGGACCCCCGGGAUAUCCGCUAGUAUUUUCACAGGCUCUUGCCGGGCUGACUUCUUCCUGGUUCUUGUCUUUCUAUUGUCUUGCCUCCUACGCCUUGUCGUCAUACCUAGGUAGGUUACUAAGCUAGGGGGAUACAUCCAUCUAACUACAGAAUUACCCAUCCGAUCUCCCUGCCAAUCGGCUUAUUCCCCCGCAGCUAGCUAUACUGAUCUCCCUUCCAAGGUUCUUCGUCGUCGUUCCCCUGCCUGAUCGACGACUGCACUGUCCUGCGCGUCCUUCCUGACACCCAAGGGAUCAUGUCGUCCGGUCCUGGCCAGUCUUCGGCCCCAUCGAAAGCAGUCAACAUCUCCAGCCAGCCUUCAACGUCGUUGCAGGUUGCCUCAAAUCCGGGCAUUGAUACCGCGUCUCAACGGAGGGUAUCAGCGGGCUUGGGAGCUGGGUCGUCAUCCAAGAGCUUAUCUUCUCCAAGGAACCAUCAGAGUAGGAGGAAUCAGCAUAAACGGCAUCGUCGUCCUCGUCUGGAUGACGAGGAUGUGGUUGCAGAAUCUGCUGCGAUGAAGUCUACAAUGAGCCGGAAGGGGCAGACCUCUAUUACACACUUGAUGAACUUUUCUCUUCCGCCUCGACCCCAACAGAAUCCCAAUGCAUAUCCUCGUGGUCCAAGGCGCAACAAUACAUGGGGCCCGCGUUCCGGGUACCAUGCUGUUGACAAAGCUAGAUAUGUCCAUGCAAAUUAUCGAUUCAUCGUCAAUCCCAAGAACAACUACUAUGCCCAAGCCACUAACGCAGACAUUCAUCUUGAUUGGAAUUCGGUGCUGCAAGUUCUAGUCUCGACUGACACCCAAGGACCAGCUGCCCGAUCUGUCUCUCGACCCCCAUUGCUCCUCGUAUGGCUAAAUGUGGACAUGUCUUUUGCCUGCCUUGUCUUAUCCGGUUCAUGCACUCGACAGAUGAUUCGAAUCCGCUUCCGGAAAAGAAGGCUCGCUGGAAGAAAUGCCCAAUUUGCUGGGACAUCGUCUAUAUAUCAGAUACGCGGCCUGUCGGGUGGUACACCAGACAAACCGAUCCACUCGUUGAAGGUGGGGACGUUGUUCUUAGGUUGGUGAUGCGACGCCCGGGAAGUACGCUUGCUCUUCCACGGGAUGGCGUUGAGGCGCCUAGUCAAGACGACGAUAUUCCCUGGUAUCAUGUUGCAGAGGUACCCGACUAUGCGCGGAUCAUGAAAGGGGGUAAGGAUUACAUGACUUCACAAUAUGAUAGUGAAAUCGAAGACUUGCUACGGCAGGAACGGGAAGAUGAAUUGCUUUUCGGUGAUGAUACCACCUGGACUCGAAAAGCUGUCGCGGCAAUAAAAGACGCGAAGGAGAGGGUUAGGGAUAUUGGGAACCCGCCAACCAUGCACCGUCAACCGCUGGAGCGCCGACCGACCAGAGUUCCCAUCAAAUUCGAGGAGCCGCCGGAAGGUGUCCCAGAGAUGUAUAAAAUCGAACAUGCUACAAAAUCCGGACAGAGUUUACCCAGCCAUGUACAUACACCGUCAAAUCCUCAGCUUACCCUGCGAAAUGAUUCCUCUAAUCACGACCAAAUGGACGAUGUUUCGUCUGCUUUAUCGAAACUAGAGGUUAAUAACCACUCCGAAAUGCAAAACUGGAGGUCAGAAAGCAAUCUUGAUGCAGUGCCUAGACGUGUAGGAAAACCUAGAGACACCGAUGGCGCCGUGCACCCCUCUGAUCAUCCUUUCUUCUUCUAUCAAGCACUCCCCCACUUCUACCUCUCUCCAUUAGACAUCCGUAUCCUCAAGACUGCCUUUGGGGACUACUCACAAUUCCCCUCAACAAUCCUUCCUCGAAUAGAACGCAUAUCGUCGGGGCACAUUGUAGACGAGGAUCUGCGAAAACGCACGAAAUAUCUCGGUCACCUCCCUUAUGGCUGUGAAGUUAGCUUUCUGGAAUGCGAUUGGAGAGAUAUAGUAGGCCCGGACGUACUCGACAAAUUCCGUGACGAUAUUGAGCGACGACGAAAACGGAACCGAGAAAAGGCCGCACGGGAGGAAAAGGAACGCAUCCGUGCUGAAAAGAAUGAAGAUGAACAGCGUUGGGCUGCAGCUCGACGGAAGCGACCAAGCAUAACCUCCGCCGAUCGGCCAUUUUCCGAGAACGAUUUCCAACCCCUUAGUCUCGAACCUUCGUCAGGGCCGGGAUCCGGCUUCGACCCGAAUAUGUCUUCCGCCUCACCCCCUUGGUCCUCGUCGAGAGGCAUAAAUCGACCAUCCUUUACCGCGCUGGCAUCUCCCUCCGGAAGUCCGCCUGACUCGUCGUCUACUAGAAAUACGGCUCAUCGGACAGUUUGGGGCACGGCAGCUAUCGCCCCAACCUCACCACGGGCUACAUAUAGGAACCCUGACCGCGAACCGAAUGAUGGAUGGCUGCAGGACUGGGAGCGAGAGUUGAUAGCGGAGCAAGAGCGCCAAAUAUUUGCUACCACAACUAAUAUGGACAGAAACGGGCCCAGUAGUAGUACCAAUGCUGCAGGUACAACCACAGGGGGAGGGAAAAAGAAGAAAAACAAGAAGAUUACGCUGAUGUCGACGACGGCUCGGCGGGCUGCUUGACAGUAUUCAAAUUUGACGAUAUUGAAUGUUUUUCCUCAUUCCGCCCUUUCAGUAUAGCGACUUUUGUCAAAGCCUAUCCUGCUCUACAUAUCUUACUCUCCUUGGACUUGUUCCCCAUUUUUCUUAUAUUGCUCCUUUUAGCCUCUUUCUGUAUUUUGCAUAAUGAGCUCUUGUCUCACUAGUGGAUUCGCUCUCCACGAAUGAUUGUGAGAAGGUCUUUUUUUAUAGAUCUAUCUGUUUAUAUUUAUAUAUUAUUAUUACCCACCUGCCUUCAAUGCUAUGAGAACUCUGUUGCUCAUCCUGAAUACAGUGCCGUCCCUACUUGUUUUUCGUUGUCCCUCAUUGGACUACCACCCCCAUCCUAUCUGUUUAUUUUGAGCGAAUCCAAAUAGUUGGCUGGGUUGGUUAUGUACGGACACUACACAUGAAGUGCUUGAUGUGGAAUUUUGCUCCGGUGGCUUGGACGCUCGAUUAUACGGGUAGAUGUGACAAGCGGAGCACGGCGGAGGAGCGAGGGACGAUAAGAGAACGGUUAGAGGCUGCACGCUUCCCUCUUAUCUAUCUUCCCUGGAAGCCAGGCGUUCCGCUUGUGUUAUUAGAUGUGAGAUAAUAACUUACAUGCGCUGAGCUCACGAAUGCAUGAGUGCUUCUUUUCUUUUAGCUUCCACCCCCUUCUUCGUCUUCUUAUCUAUUGCUUGUUCACGCACGUUUAUUUUACGAUGUGGUACAUCGCAUGCUGGACCUAGUUCUGACCGGAUACAUCAAAAUGCUGGCCUAGAUUGGGGGUGUUUGUUUGGCACGAUAUAGACAUCACAGAGAGGGUCUCCGCCACCAUACCUGUGGUCGGUCAUGGAUGCGCUGCCAUAUUUCAAUUCGCUUGCAAUAUGUUGUAUUGCGUGGUGUCUGUUUCUCACGGUUUGAGUUUCUGGAGUCUGCGCUUUUUAAGUACUCUGCUAAGGUUCGAAGACAGACCAUUGAGUGUUUGCUUCUACGUGCACCGAUGCGAGAGGAAUUUUGGAUGUCUCUUUGACUACAUCCGAGUUACAUAAAGGGGAAGGCAACCUGGUUGGUGUUCGGCUGCUGGUGGGUUUUAUUACUAGUGGCGAAGCCUGGGGAGAGAGGUGUGACGUAGGGCUUUCACUGCUUGUACAGUGCUUACUGUAUACUUUUGCCCAAGAUUCUAUCAAAUUAUUUUUUCAAUAUAAACGUACAUGAGAAGAUUUGAAGUUUUUUUUUUU
Blastomyces gilchristii SLH14081 is the source of this 4015-nucleotide messenger RNA. Its product is annotated as RING finger domain-containing protein. The coding region runs from base 1056 to 2777 and encodes 573 amino acids. The record is from RefSeq and is a predicted model, not a curated record. Gene Ontology annotation, molecular function: transcription cis-regulatory region binding. The transcript is spliced from 3 exons. Gene Ontology annotation, biological process: positive regulation of transcription by RNA polymerase II. NCBI's taxonomy places the organism in Eukaryota, Fungi, Ascomycota, Eurotiomycetes, Onygenales, Ajellomycetaceae.